Messenger RNA from Neltuma alba, 2326 nucleotides. RefSeq names its product amino acid transporter AVT6E. Gene Ontology annotation, biological process: amino acid transmembrane transport. Gene Ontology annotation, molecular function: L-amino acid transmembrane transporter activity. The coding region runs from base 245 to 1702 and encodes 485 amino acids. Gene Ontology annotation, cellular component: membrane. NCBI's taxonomy places the organism in Eukaryota, Viridiplantae, Streptophyta, Magnoliopsida, Fabales, Fabaceae. The transcript has a single exon. The record is from RefSeq and is a predicted model, not a curated record.
CAAUGCUGCUGCUCAUAGAGAGAGAGAGAGAGAGAGAGAGAGAGAGAGUAGCUGUUGACCCAGAGAUCUAGGGCUGCUUUGCAAGUCUAUUGAAUUCAGGGAAGAAAUCUUUAUCUUCUGCUCUUUCAAUUUCGCAUCUUUUCCAUCUGGGUAAGUUUUCCGAUUUGACUUUCUGCGUUCAAUGAUCCGCAGAUCAAUCCCAACAUUGGUUUGAAUUUUCUGUCUGCGAUUUUUAUCUUGUAAGAUGGAUAGCAAUUAUUCUUCGAUACCUAAAAGUACAUACGUAGAAUUACAGCCUCCAUCUGAUUCCCCUAACCAUUCAGACUCCCCGGGAAGUUUAUCUUUUAAUGAGGCCGGUUAUUUGAGAUCUAAGGAUGUCGAAGGAGAUGAUAUUGAUGAUGAUCUUGAAGCCGAUGUUGAUAAUUAUCCUCUUGUUGUUAGCGGGCCUAAUGGUGGUUCCGGGGUAGCCGGGGCUGUGUUCAAUCUGACUACCACGAUUAUUGGGGCGGGGAUUAUGGCCCUCCCUGCCACAAUGAAAGUUCUUGGAGUGGUUUUGGGGCUUGUGUUGAUCAUUUUGAUGGGGCUUGUGUCACAAAUUACUGUUGAAUUGUUAGUGCGAUUUUCGGUUUUGUGUAAGGCAUCGUCUUAUGGAGAGGUUGUUCAACAUGCCAUGGGAAGACCGUGGAGGAUUUUGUCUGAAAUCUGUAUCAUAUUGAACAAUGCUGGUAUGCUAAUUGUUUAUCUGAUAAUCGUGGGGGAUGUUAUGUCUGGUUCUGUUCGUCAUAUGGGGGUUUUUGAUCAAUUAAUGGGGAAUGGGGUGUGGGACCAGAGGAAGCUUGUGAUUUUGGUUGUCAUGGUUAUUUUUCUUGCACCACUUUGUUCUUUGGACAAGAUUGACUCGUUAAGCUUGACUUCAGCUGCAUCUGUGGCUCUUGCUGUUGUGUUUGUUGUGGUUGCUUUUGUUGUGGCUUUUAUUAAGCUUGUAGAGGGGAGGAUCGAUGCUCCAAGGAUGGGUCCUGAUUUUAGUUCAAAGCAGUCCAUCUUAGAUUUGCUUGUGGUGAUCCCAAUCAUGAUGAAUGCAUAUAUUUGCCAUUUUAAUGUGCAGCCAAUAUACAAUGAACUUAAAGGUAGAUCUCCUCAAAAGAUGAACCGAGUAGGAAGGAUCACCACCAUAUUAUGUAUCUUGGUAUAUGCUUCAACAGCACUAGCGGGCUAUCUACUAUUUGGGAACAAUACAGAGUCCGAUGUGCUGACUAAUUUUGAUAAGGAUCUUGGAAUUCGUUUUAGCUCAGCCCUGAACUAUAUUGUCCGGAUUGGCUACAUUCUCCAUUUGAUACUCGUUUUUCCUGUUAUCCAUUUCUCCCUGCGGCAGACAGUGGACUCAUUGGUGUUUGAGGGAUCAGCACCUCUUUCAGAGAGCAGGAAGAGAUCUCUGGGGUUGACGGCGGUUCUGUUAGUCCUCACAUAUAUUGGCUCUACCAUGAUUCCAAACAUUUGGACUGCCUUUAAGUUUACUGGGUCAACAUCGGCAGUGUCACUUGGAUUUAUUUUCCCACCUCUUAUUGCCUUGAGAUUAAGCCAUCAAGGUGGCUUGAGCCAUUCAGAAAGGUUAUUUUCAUGGUCAAUGUUGGUUCUGGCGGUGAUAGUUAGCAUAGUUGGAGUCGUUGGCAAUGUCUAUAGCAUCAAGAGUAAAUCUGACUGAAUCGUUGUUCAGGGUUGCUUUUGCCAUGAAUCGGGCAGAACUAUGGUUGUACACGAAAUGCUUAGGCAAAAAAGGUGACUCUGUUCAUUGGCUCCUAUGCGAAAUGGAUUCAAUUUGCAGACUGUAGGUGCUGAGAAGCCCCUUCAGGCUUAGCGAUUGGGGAAAUAUACUUGUUUUCCCCCUCAACCUCACUCAUGAUACUACUCAUGAUAAGAGGUGCACAUAGAGGCUUCUAAAGGUUCAUUAUCUUUAUCAUUAUGAGUAUUAUUUUUUUACCAAUUCAUUUGGCUAUUAUUUUACUCUCAUCAGAAGUAUUUGUUGCUGAUUAGUUUUCCGCGGGCAUAUCUACGAUUUAAAUAUAAUUAAUAGUUCUUUAUGCUAGUCUUAUUCUCAUGGUCAUUCUUUCACAGAAGAAUGGUUUUGUACCUAUUGUAAUUUGUAACAGAGUAUAUUGCCAGGUUUAAUAUAAACUCCGAGAUUCGUUCAGUUUAUGGCUGAAAGUAUAUGUUGAUUUACCUUUUGGCCUGGGAAAAUAUGUUGAUCUAUGAAUACAUUUUUCAAGACUGGUACUGCUUUGCUAAUCUCUAUUGGCAAAGUGUUUGAAUAGUAUAAAAUUUUCUUUAA